UAUUUAUUGAGGAGGAGAACUCGUCUUGUGUACAUUGGUUUAGCAGCAUAGCCAGAUCUUCUUCUGAGCACACGAUGCACAAAGAUGUCUAACAUGGAUUUCAGUUCUUCUUUUCUCUUGCCAUGCAUGCUGGUGAUUCUGACCAUUAUUGAUGGCAGGGCUUCUGCUGGCAGAGUCCAGGUUACUCGAAACAUUGGCAGCGAAAUUGCCUUCCCUUUGGGAAUUAGAAAUCAAAGCAAUAUCUCUACAAUAGUCAUGAGAGUUAAAAACUGUUCUUGCACAAUGAAUUCUACUGUGGACUGUUGCAAUUGCUUUAACAAGAUGUGUUUGAAGAAUGGAUCCCCAGAGAUGAAGGAUUUGUCAAAAAAUGAUGAAGGGGAGUAUUAUUUUUCUCAUGGAACAACCAGCAAAACAUUCUUUCUUAGAAUAUGUGAAAUGCCUCCAAAUAUCCGCGUCCAUUGUCUACCUGAUGGAAAAGCAGAACUAUCCUGUGAAGUAGGAAAUUCCCCCCGUGGCAGCAUUUACUGGACCCUGAAUGGAAACCGUUUGAAUGGUACUGAUGCUUGUGAGAAAGAUGGUGGCACGACGGUUGUUCUGGAAAAAGGAGUAACAGGAGCACUGGUUUGCCAUAGAGGAAAUGCCUGUAGUAUCUCCACUCAGUUGGUGUGUCAUGAUGUGGAUCUGCUGAAGCACCCUCUGUUCCUGGUCCUUUUGGCAGCUUGUGGAGGGGCGGCUAUUCUUCUGGUCAUUAUUGCCUCAGUGAUCACAUGCUGUUGCAUGAAGAGAAAACAUAAUUUCAUUCCUGUGCCUGCAGAAGAUGAGAAGGAUGAAGGAGUAACCCUGUCGGUCAUGUCCACUGAAAGACAAAAGAGUCCUCCUAAUGGAGACCGCUGUGAAACUACAGCUGCCCUUGCUGACCGCACUGCCAGUCCUGGUCCUGAGAAUCUUAAUCCGGAGCCCAAGAUGGAUCUGAAAUCUACGACAGAGCCUGUGCUUGAACCAGGGCCUAAAACUGAGGUAGAGGCUGAAAAAGAGACAGAGUUCCGAGAGGUUAUGGUUGACAGUACAGCCCUGGAAGCUACAGAUGACUGUUUCCCUGAUCCUAUUGAAGCUUAA
Messenger RNA from Hemicordylus capensis (graceful crag lizard), 1116 nucleotides. RefSeq lists its product as uncharacterized. The record is from RefSeq and is a predicted model, not a curated record. Bases 85 to 1116 code for a protein of 343 amino acids. NCBI's taxonomy places the organism in Eukaryota, Metazoa, Chordata, Lepidosauria, Squamata, Cordylidae. The transcript has 7 exons.